CUAACUCUCAAGCUGGUGUGCGCGGUGGCGGAGCAGUGGCCGCCCAAGAGCUGGAGUCACCAUGGCGGCCGGAGUCGCAGCCUGGCUGCCUUUCGCGCGGGCUGCGGCCAUCGGGUGGAUGCCAGUGGCCAACUGCCCCAUGCCCCUCGCCCCGGCGGACAAGAACAAGCGGCAGGAUGAACUGAUCGUCCUCAACGUGAGCGGGCGGAGGUUCCAGACGUGGCGGACCACGCUGGAGCGCUACCCGGACACACUGCUGGGCAGCACGGAGAAGGAGUUCUUCUUCAACGAGGACACCAAGGAGUACUUCUUUGACCGGGACCCAGAAGUGUUCCGCUGCGUCCUCAACUUCUACCGCACGGGCAAGCUGCACUACCCCCGCUACGAGUGCAUCUCCGCCUACGACGACGAGCUGGCUUUCUAUGGCAUCCUGCCCGAGAUCAUUGGCGACUGCUGCUACGAGGAGUACAAGGACCGCAAGAGGGAGAACGCCGAGCGGCUCAUGGACGACAACGACUCGGAGAACAACCAGGAGUCCACGCCCUCCCUCAGCUUCCGCCAGACCAUGUGGCGGGCCUUCGAGAACCCGCACACCAGCACGCUGGCCUUGGUCUUCUACUACGUGACUGGCUUCUUCAUUGCCGUCUCGGUCAUCACCAACGUGGUGGAGACGGUGCCGUGUGGCACGGUGCCUGGGAGCAAGGAGCUGCCGUGUGGCGAACGCUACUCGGUGGCCUUCUUUUGUCUGGACACCGCGUGCGUCAUGAUCUUCACGGUGGAGUACCUCCUCCGGCUCUUCGCGGCGCCCAGCCGCUACCGCUUCAUCCGCAGCGUGAUGAGCAUCAUCGACGUGGUGGCCAUCAUGCCCUACUACAUCGGCCUGGUAAUGACCAACAAUGAGGACGUGUCGGGCGCCUUCGUCACGCUUCGGGUCUUCCGCGUCUUCAGGAUCUUCAAGUUCUCCCGCCACUCCCAGGGCUUGCGGAUCCUGGGCUACACCCUGAAGAGCUGUGCCUCUGAGCUCGGCUUCCUCCUCUUCUCCCUCACCAUGGCCAUCAUCAUCUUUGCCACUGUGAUGUUUUAUGCCGAGAAGGGCUCCUCCGCCAGCAAGUUCACGAGCAUCCCCGCCUCUUUUUGGUACACCAUCGUCACCAUGACCACACUGGGGUAA
This is a messenger RNA of Lipotes vexillifer (Yangtze River dolphin), 1171 nucleotides long. Its product is annotated as potassium voltage-gated channel subfamily D member 3. Gene Ontology annotation, biological process: potassium ion export across plasma membrane; protein homooligomerization; action potential. The transcript has a single exon. Lineage: Eukaryota; Metazoa; Chordata; Mammalia; Artiodactyla; Lipotidae. Bases 62 to 1171 code for a protein of 369 amino acids. Gene Ontology annotation, molecular function: protein binding; A-type (transient outward) potassium channel activity. Gene Ontology annotation, cellular component: neuronal cell body; voltage-gated potassium channel complex; dendritic spine. The record is from RefSeq and is a predicted model, not a curated record.